AAACACAAACACACACACACUGAACUAUUUUUCUUUAUUACACUAUUUCACUCUGCUUCUUCUGUACUAUACUAUCUUCUUUUGCUUCCAUUCCUUCUUUCAUCUCAUUCCGAACAAUUUUCAGUUACUCUCUAUAAAUAAGUAUAAUAAAAAUUAUUCUUAUUUUCUUUUGCAUUUUAAUUUUAAUUUUUAUUAUUAUCUCCUAAUUCUAAUUUCCGUGCACGUUACGAUUUGUACUUCCCUCUCGUUACCCUAUCUUCUGAUAAUAACGAACGAUCUAUGUUUCUUUGAUCUCUUCUUCGUGCUUCAAUUUUUGUUAAUUCUUCAAGAUCUGAAUUCGGUACUUAGAUUGUGAUGUUUCGCUGUGCUGGAUCGGUUUCAAUUGAAUUUGUUGCGGCUAAUUGAGUAUGCGGCGGUGUUUGAGGUAGUUACAAGGAGGGAGGAGUUCUGCGGCAUUUGCAUUUCAGGCACCGAGGGGUCCUACAAGGAGGAUAAACCUGCUUGUUGAUGCAAAUGUCAAAGUCUCCCUCUCCUGAACAACAGAGAUCCGUUUAUACUGUUUCUCAGCCCAUGGAAUUCGACGACGAAGAAGGAAUGAAUGAUCCAGAAUCUACAAUGGCAACAGUUGCUAAUUUUUUGGAGCAACUGCAUGCCAACACCUCAUCACCACUCGAGAAAGAACUUAUUACAGCACAAUUAUUAGGUGUUGCCAGGAGAAGAAAGGAUGCUAGAGCAUUUAUUGGUUCUCAUGCCCAAGCCAUGCCAUUGUUCAUAAACAUUCUCAGAAAAGGAACUCCUCUUGCAAAAGUUAAUGUAGCUUCCACUCUGAGUAUCCUGUGCAAAGACUUGAGGUUAAAAGUACUUCUUGGUGGUUGUAUCCCACCAUUACUGUCAGUUUUAAAAUAUGAAUCCACUGAUGCCAGGAAGGCAGCAGCAGAAGCAAUAUAUGAAGUUUCCUCUGGUGGUCUUUCAGAUGAUCAUGUUGGUAUGAAAAUUUUUGUUACAGAAGGUGUAGUUCCAACCUUAUGGAAUCAACUACAUCCACAGAACAAGGAAGACAAAGUUGUCGAGGGUUUUAUUACUGGAGCAUUAAGAAAUCUAUGUGGGGACAAAGAUGGCUAUUGGAAAGCAACAUUAGAAGCUGGAGGUGUGGAUAUCAUUGUGGGUCUCUUGUCUUCAGAUAAUUCUGUCUCUCAGUCAAAUGCAGCUUCUUUGUUGGCACGUUUAAUGCUGGCUUUCAGUGAUAGCAUCCCCAAAGUAAUAGACUCUGGAGCAGUCAAAGCUUUGCUUCGACUUGUUGGUCAGGAAAAUGAUAUUUCUGUACGAGCCAGUGCUGCCGAUGCCCUAGAGGCCCUUUCUUCAAAGUCUACCAAGGCUAAAAAAGCUAUUAUUAAUGCGGAUGGUGUUCCUAUCCUUAUCGGAGCUAUUGUUGCUCCUUCUAAAGAGUGUAUGCGAGGUGAUGGUGGUCAGGCCUUACAGGAGCAUGCAACUCGAGCUUUAGCCAACAUCUAUGGGGGCAUGUCUUCUUUAAUACUAUAUCUUGGAGAACUUUCCCAUUCUCCCUGUCUUGCUGCACCAGUUGGUGAUAUAAUUGGUGCUCUUGCUUAUACACUAAUGGUCUUUGUAGAAAACCUUGAUGUUGAUGAGGAACAUUUUGAUGCAACUAAAAUAGAGGAUAAUCUAGUAACUCUUUUGAAGCCUAGAGACAACAAGCUGAUUCAAGAGCGUGUCCUUGAGGCCAUGGCUAGCCUUUAUGGAAACAUCUAUCUCUCGAAGUGGCUCGUUCAAGCAGAUUCAAAGAAGGUUCUCAUUGGACUUAUAACUAUGGCUGCUCCUGAUGUGCAAGAGUGUCUGAUACUUUCAUUGACAAGCUUGUGUUGUGACAGGAUUGGAAUAUGGGAAGCCAUAAAAAAACGAGAAGGUAUCCAAUUGCUGAUAUCAUUGGUGGGAUUAUCCAGUGAGCAGCAUCAAGAGUACUCAGUUCAAUUGCUAGCGAUCUUAACCGACCAGGUUGAUGACAGCAAAUGGGCAAUCACUGCUGCUGGGGGGAUUCCACCAUUGGUGCAGUUGUUGGAGACAGGAUCACAAAAAGCUAGAGAGGAAGCAGCUAAUGUUCUUUGGAGUUUGUGCUGUCACAGUGAAGAUAUUCGUGCCUGUGUUGAAAGUGCUGGGGCAGUACCUGCAUUUUUGUGGCUUCUCAAGAGUGGUGGACCAAAAGGACAAGAAGCUUCUGCUAUGGCACUCACAAAGCUUGUCCGAGUAGCUGACUCUGCCACAAUUAAUCAGCUAUUAGCAUUGCUCCUAGGGGAUUCUACAAGUUCGAAGGCCCAUAUUAUUCGGGUUUUAGGUCAUGUGCUUUCUGUUGCCUCACAAAAGGACCUCCUUCAGAAGGGUUCUGCAGCCAAUAAAGGACUGAGAUCUCUUGUUCAAGUUCUCAAUUUAUCAAAUGAUGAAACCCAAGAAUAUGCAGCUUCAGUCCUUGCUGAUUUGUUUAUCACAAGACAAGACAUUUGUGAUAGUCUUGCAACUGACGAGAUCGUGCAUUCUUGCAUGAAGCUUUUGACUAGCAAAACUCAAGGUGUUGCUACUCAGUCCGCUCGAGCCUUGUGUGCUUUGUCUCGUCCAACCAAGAGCAAAGCUGCAAAUAAGAUGUCUUAUCUUGUAGAGGGUGAUGUUGAGCCACUAAUCAAAUUAGCUAAAACAUCCUCUGUUAAUGCUGCUGAAACUGCUGUUGCUGCAUUGGCCAAUCUUCUCAUUGAUCCUUUUAUUGCUGCUGAAGCUCUAGCUGAAGAUGUUGUUUCAGCUUUAACAAGAGUUCUGGCAGAAGGAACCGUGGAAGGUAAACAAAAUGCAUCACGCGCACUUCAUCAAUUACUGAUGCAUUUUCCAGUAGGUGACGUUCUCAAGGGGAAUGCUCAAUACCGUUUCACUGUGCUUGCACUUGUUGAUUCUUUAAGAGCUAUGGAUAUGGAUGGAAUUGAUGCUGCAGAUACUUUAGGAGCAAUUGCACUGCUAUUCAGGACUAAACCGGGUGUUAACUUCACUUACCCUCCCUGGUUAGCUCUGGCCGAGAUGCCAUCAAGCUUAGAACCUCUCAUUUACUGUUUGGCUGAGGGGCCUUCCCUUGUGCAAGAUAAGGCAAUUGAAAUACUAUCUAGGCUUUGUGGGGAUCAGCCAGCUGUUCUUGGUGAUUUGUUAUUUGCCAGUUCCAGAUCCAUUGUUUCAUUGGCUAAUAGAAUAAUAAACUCCUCCAGUUCAGAAGUUAAAGUUGGGGGAGCUGCCUUACUAAUUUGUGCUGCAAAGGAGAAGAAAGAGCUUUCAAUAGAUUCAAUUGACUCUUCUGGCUGUCUAAAACCACUAAUAUAUUCUUUAGUUGAUAUGAUGAAGCAGAGUUGUAGCUAUUCUUCAUUAGAUAUUGAAGUAUUCACCACUAAAGGUUUUAUGGAGAGGAAUGCAUUUCAAGAAGUUGACGAGUUUGAUAUUCCUGAUCAAGGUGCAGUCUUGGGAGGUACUGUUGCCCUGUGGUUGCUCUCAAUUAUUGCUUCUUUUCAUACGAAGAGCAAGCUCACAAUUUUGGAAGCUGGUGGACUUGAAGUUCUCUAUAACAAACUUGUGAGACAUACUUCAAAUCCUCAGGAAGAAUAUGAGGAUACAGAAGGAAUAUGGAUCAGUGUCUUGUUCUUGGCCAUUUUAUUUCAAGAUCCAAACAUCAUUCUGUCGCCUGCAACAAUGGACAUUAUACCUUCUAUCGCUCUUCUGCUAAGAUCCGAAGAAGUAAUUGAUAAAUAUUUUGCUGCCCAGGCUAUGGCUAGUCUUGUUUGUAAUGGUAAUAGGGGGAUAAAUCUAGCCAUUGCAAAUUCUGGUGCCAUUGCUGGAUUGAUAACUAUUAUUGGAUAUAUUGAAUCAGAUAUGCCAAAUCUCAUGGCUUUAUCAGAAGAAUUCUCUUUGGUGCGGAACCCUGAUCAAGUUGUGUUGGAUCACCUUUUUGAAAUUGAAGAUGUAAGAUUGGGAUCUACUGCACAUAAAUCUAUACCCCUCUUAGUGGACCUCUUAAGACCAAUACCAGAAAGGCCUAAUGCUCCACCAAUUGCUGUUAGACUCUUGAUAUCCAUUGCACAUGGAAGUGAUACAAAUAAAUUAAUUCUGGCAGAGGCUGGCGCUCUGGAAGCUUUGAACAAAUACCUAUCCUUGAGCCCUCAAGAUUCAACUGAGAUUGCUAUUUCAGAGUUAUUGAGAAUAUUAUUCUGUAAUUCCGACCUCAUUAAACAUGAAGCAUCAACAGAUUCAUUGAAUCAGCUCAUAGCUGUUUUGCGUCUUGGAUCAAGAAAUGCUAGAUAUAGUGCAGCAAGAGCACUUCAUGAACUUUUUGAAGCUGAAUAUAUCAGAGAAUCAGAAUUAGCUAAACAGGCCAUUCAGCCACUGGUUGACAUGCUUAACACAACAUCAGGGAGUGAGCAGGAAGCUGCUCUCAUGGCCUUGAUCAAGUUAACAUCAGGAGAUUCGUCAAAAGCAUGCAUUUUUACUGAUCUGGAAGGGAAUCCACUUGAAAGUUUAUACAAAGUAUUGUCUUCUGCUUCAUCUUUGGAACUGAAGAGCCAUGCUGCACAUCUCUGCUUUGCUCUUUUUGGUAAUAGCAAGAUCAGAGCAAACCCUGUUGCCUCAGAAUGCCUAAAACCCCUUAUAUCACUGAUGCAGUCUGGUUCUGGGACAGCAAUAGAAUAUGGGGUUUGUGCUUUUGAUAGAUUGUUGGAAGAUGAACCGCUGGUAGAGCUUGCAGCAGCCUAUAAUGUUGUGGAUCUCCUUGUCGGCUUGGUUUCUGGUACAAACUAUCAGCUUAUUGAAGCUACUAUAUCUGCUCUAAUCAAAUUGGGUAAAGACAGAACUCCUUGCAAACUUGACAUGGUCAAAGCUGGCAUUAUUGAUAAUUGUCUCAAGUUACUCCAAUCAGUACCUAGCUCAUUAUGCUCCACAAUAGCUGAGCUUUUUCGCAUUUUAACUAAUAGUAAUGCAAUUGCUAGAAGUUCAGGUGCUGCUGAAAUUGUAGAACCCCUUUUCCAUGUUUUACUCCGUCGAGAUUUCAACUUAUGGGGACAGCAUAGUUCCUUACAAGCCCUUGUAAAUAUAUUGGAGAAACCACAAAGUCUUGCAACCUUAAAGCUUACUCCUAGCCAAGUCAUUGAACCCUUGAUUUCUUUUCUGGAAUCCCCGUCCCAAGCUAUUCAGCAGCUUGGCACAGAACUGUUGUCUCAUCUUCUUGCACAGGAACACUUUCAGCAAGAUAUUACAACAAAGAAUGCAGUUGUGCCCCUUGUACAGCUUGCAGGAAUUGGAAUUUUAAGCUUACAGCAAACGGCAAUAAAAGCAUUGGAAAAAAUUUCCAAGAGCUGGCCAAAGGCCGUUGCGGAUGCUGGAGGUAUUUUUGAGCUUGCAAAAGUUAUUAUUCAAGAUGACCCUCAACCACCACAUGCACUCUGGGAAUCAACUGCUUUAGUUCUGUCUAAUGUAUUACGUUCCAAUGCUGAUUACUAUUUUAAAGUUCCUGUUUUGGUUCUUGUCAAACUCUUGCACUCAACACUUGAGAGUACAAUUAGCAUAGCACUAAAUGCUUUAAUAGUUCAUGAAAGAAGCGAUGCUUCAAGUGCUGAACAGAUGAUGGAAGCUGGAGCUAUAGAUGCUCUAUUGGACCUUAUAAGAUCUCAUCAAUGUGAAGAAGCAUCUGGUAGUUUACUUGAAACUUUAUUUAACAACGCGAGAGUGCGGGAGACGAAGGUAUCUAAGUAUGCUAUAGCACCUUUAUCCCAAUAUUUAUUAGAUCCACAAACCAGAUCACAGUCCGGCAAGCUUCUUGCUGCUUUAGCUCUGGGAAAUCUUUCCCAGCAUGAACGACUUGCUAGAGCUAGUGACUCUGUUUCUGCAUGUCGUGCAUUGAUAAGUUUACUUGAGGAUCAGCCAACUGAAGAAAUGACGAUGGUGGCUAUAUGUGCGUUACAAAACUUUGUCAUGAACAGCAGGACCAAUAGGCGUGCUGUUGCAGAAGCUGGGGGCAUACUGGUGAUUCAGGAAUUGCUACUGUUUCCAAAUACAGAAGUUUCUGGACAAGCAGCUCUAUUGAUCAGAUUUUUGUUUUCUACCCACACAUUACAAGAAUACGUGUCAAAUGAGCUGAUCAGAUCUUUGACAGCUGCACUGGAAAGAGAGUUGUGGUCGACUGCCACAAUCAAUGAGGAGGUUUUGAAAACAUUGCAUGUGAUAUUCAUGAAUUUUCCUAAGCUUCACAUAUCUGAAGCAGCAACCCUUUGCAUUCCUCAUUUGGUAGGGGCACUUAAAUCUGGCAGUGAAGUGGCUCAAGACUCUGUACUUGACACCUUUUUCUUGCUAAAACAAUCAUGGUCGACCAUGCCAAUAGAUAUAGCAAAAUCUCAAGCCAUGAUUGCCGCUGAAGCCAUCCCCAUCUUGCAGAUGCUCAUGAAAACCUGCCCACCAAGUUUCCAUGAGAGGGCAGAUACUCUUCUGCACUGCUUACCAGGUUGUUUGACUGUCACCAUUAAACGUGGAAACAACCUCAAGCAAACAAUGGGAAGCACUAAUGCAUUCUGCCAGUUGACAAUAGGCAAUAGCCCUCCAAAACAAACCAAGGUAGUGAACCAUAGUACUUCUCCGGAAUGGAAAGAAGGAUUCACAUGGGCAUUUGAUAUACCUCCCAAGGGCCAAAAGCUCCAUAUCGUAUGCAAAAGCAAGAAUACUUUUGGGAAGUCAAGUCUUGGAAGAGUCACCAUCCAGAUUGAUAAAGUUGUAACAGAAGGGGUUUAUAGUGGAUUAUUCAGUCUUAAUCAUGACGGCAACAAAGAUGGUUCUUCCCGAACACUUGAAAUUGAGAUUAUAUGGUCUAACAGAAUUUCUAAUGAUGACAUUUGAAAGGGGCGGUGAGCUACUUUUCCGGCUGGAAGCAUAGAAAGUAAUCUGCAGUAUGCAUGAUAUGUUCAAUAUGGUUUUCUUGUAAUUAUCAACAUGUUUGGAAGAUCCAAUUUUGUAGCCUGGCAGAUAAAGUUGCUUCAUUUGUAAGUGUAAAUUAAAUUAUAAGUGUCUUGGGAAAAGGGUGUGCCAAAGGAGGCUCCCAUGGUAAAAGGGAGAAAUUGGUUAGAAUUGUGUACAGGUCGAUUCAUAGGAAUCAGAAACUUCAAUCAUAGGAAGAAUGCCAUUUUAAUUAAAUUUACGUCAAAAGCUUUUUAUUUUUCAUUAGCUUUCGAUGUAAAGUGGCCUUGUUUUAUGUUUGUAAACCACAUGAUAUGAAAUGAAUAAACAAACUGCCAAUGUCAUUUGCCAAACAUGUUAAAUUUACGUCAACGAGUGAAGUAGAAGACGACAUCAUUGGAGGUUUGUUCA
Messenger RNA from Cicer arietinum (chickpea), 7383 nucleotides. Its product is annotated as protein CELLULOSE SYNTHASE INTERACTIVE 3. Gene Ontology annotation, molecular function: microtubule binding. The record is from RefSeq and is a predicted model, not a curated record. Gene Ontology annotation, cellular component: cellulose synthase complex. NCBI's taxonomy places the organism in Eukaryota, Viridiplantae, Streptophyta, Magnoliopsida, Fabales, Fabaceae. Gene Ontology annotation, biological process: anisotropic cell growth; regulation of cellulose biosynthetic process.